AUGGUCCGACUUAAGGAGAUCAGGGACAAGCUCCGCACAAAUGCUUCAUUCCGAUCCUGGCGGGCUUCUCACACCUUUGGUGGAACUACAAAAUCGAGAUCCCUCUACAUUGCAGGCUUUCGCCGCAAAAGCUUCUACUAUAUUGCUGGACUAGCCGCAACCACAGUAUUAGUUGGUGGUGUAACAGGCGGUGUGAGUGUUCGGGGCAGUCUGAGAAAUGCCAAAGACCUUGGACAGGCAGAGGGAGGACUUGGACAACUGGUAGAAACUAGUAUGACACAGACCAGGAUAAGAACUUUGACGAGUGAUGGACUCUUGAUAUUGACGACGGUUAUUUCAAGCUACAUAACCACUGCCCAGAGAGGAGGCGGUGUUACAGUGAUAAGGACCACGGGAGUAGACGGUGAAACAGUGACAAUUCCAGGUGCUAUAACCUUCGUUACGAAUUCAGAUAAUAAGAUACAGCAGAAGACGCUAGUUGGGAGCACUUACUACGUCACGGAAACAGAUGGUGUGACUGUACCUACAACAGUAUAUGGAGCAGCGACUACAGUAACUGAAACCGACGGAGAUGUCGUGACAGUCACUAUGUACUCUGAAUUGACAAUCUUGACUGAGGCUGAUGGGGACCUCACUACUUCUCUACGAAGCCAAUCUAGAAAUGGGGCAGGUGAAGUGGCGACCAGUGCUGGGACACCGAGUAAACCCCUCUUCUUCUUCAACCACGUCUUCUUCUUCUUCUCCUUCCCCUUCUUCGAUAUCGAGUACGGCAGCAGCGUCAUCUUCUCCAAGCUCCACUUCCGCCUCUCCCACAUCCUCAUCUACCGGCGGAGCUGGCGGGUGCUUUUUGACGCUACAGGAAUAGCAAAUCCUAACAAUAACCCUUACUGUGGUCACCUACAUAAACGACAAGCUGGAGGCGGCGGUGUUACGGUAACAAUAGUUGACAGGUGCCCUGUCUGUGCGCAAUAUGAUUUGGAUUUGAGCCCUGCUGCCUUUGAUGUCAUUGGAGAUCAGAGUGCGGGAAGAAUCGCAAUCGAAUGGAGUUGGUUGGACUGA
Morchella sextelata is the source of this 1059-nucleotide messenger RNA. RefSeq lists its product as uncharacterized. The transcript is spliced from 4 exons. The coding region runs from base 1 to 1059 and encodes 352 amino acids. Lineage: Eukaryota; Fungi; Ascomycota; Pezizomycetes; Pezizales; Morchellaceae. The record is from RefSeq and is a predicted model, not a curated record.